GUGGCGCUCAACGGUGAUCAACAUCAUUUUGAUUUUACAUGUCAACUAGUUGAGACUUUUACUUGUUAGUGUGUGCGGUGGAGUUGAACCCGAGAGGAUGAUUGAUCUGAUGAAAGAGUGGAGCAUCUCCUUUGCAGGAUGUGGUUUUAUGGGGAUUUAUUAUGUUGGAGCCAGCAGCUGCAUCCUUGAACGUUUCCCUCGCUUCAUACAAGAUGCGUCUAAAAUCUAUGGAGCGUCUGCAGGUGCUUUGAUGGCUGCUGUUCUCACUCUGGGAAUCCCCUUAGAGAAAUGCUGUGCUGACUUGAUGUUCAUGGCAAAAGAGGGCAGGAAGCACAAACUGGGGCCCCUGCACCCGGCCUACAAUCUGCUGCAGAUAGUACAGGACUCUCUGCAGAGGAGCCUCCCAGAAGACGCCCACGUUCGAGCGUCGGGGAAGCUCUGUGUGUCCCUGACCAGAGUGUCUGAUGGGAAGAACGUACUGGUGUCAGAGUUUGACAGCAGAGAGGAGCUCAUUGAGGCCCUCAUAUGCAGCUGCUUUGUGCCUUUCUACUGUGGUGUUAUUCCACCAACUUACCGCGGAGUGCAUUACGUGGACGGUGCUGUCAGUGACAACCUGCCCCAGUGUCACCUGACAAACACGAUCACGUUCUCCGCUUACGCCGGUGAGAGCGAUCUGUGCCCUCGAGGGGCCGUGCUCAACUUCCACGAGGUGCGCUUCAACAACGUCAGCAUCCAGGUCAACUCGGAGAACAUGUACAGAGUGAAGAGCACCUUCUUCCCCCCGCAGCCUAAGGCAAUGGCUGAAAUCUGCCACAAUGGCUACACAGACGCACUCCGCUUCCUACAAGAAAACAAUCUGAUUAGCACCGAGUGUCCCCUAAGGAGUUUGGAGAUGGACGCACCCAAACUUGCUUGUUGUGAGCUGAAGGUGAAGGAGUCAACUGAAGCUGAGAAGUCCAGUGAGAACACACAACACGAUGGAGUGAAACCACAUCAAGAAGAGCACGGGUGGCUGGAUCCACAGCUCAUAGAAAACCUCCCAGUUAACAUCAAAAAGGCUUUGUGUGAAGCCUGUAAAGAGACGCAUGCAGCUGGUGGACUGUUGUCCCAAGUGACCGAGUACCUGCCAAAGAAAGUGACUUCCUACUUGCAGCUCCCCCGCACUCUGCCCGUGACGUCAGCCUACUCUCUGGCCAAGAGAUUUGUGAACUGGAUCCCAGAUGUACCAAAGGACAUGAGCUGGCUCUACGACAUGGCUGGAGACAUUUACCAACAAGCUUGGAAGGACAAGGAGAAGGACUAUGACCGCGAGUCGUCACUGCGCAGAUCUACCAGUCUGCCAUCAGACCUGAACCUGUUGGAUCUGAGAGAAGAGGACGUGAACGCUCUCCCAGUGACCCCGGGAGCUGCUCCCACCUCCAGUCUUACCCUCAACGGGAACACACUCUGGGACCACAUGCCUCUGACUCCACCCCUCACACCCACUGUCAGCCCCACCUCUGGGUUUGGUGAAGCCACCACAAAGUCACCUAAAGGAGCAGGCGGAGUCGGAGGCUGGGGUUUGGGCAGAGCUGUGGGGUGGAUCCGAAAUAUUGCAUCCGAGCAAACUCCAGACCUCAAGAAAACGGACGAUUAAUACUCCUGCAUUCAAGUACAUUUAUUUAAUGUUGCACCAAAAGAGAAGGAAACAAAAAUGUUAA
Messenger RNA from Epinephelus fuscoguttatus (brown-marbled grouper), 1700 nucleotides. Its product is annotated as patatin-like phospholipase domain-containing protein 2. Lineage: Eukaryota; Metazoa; Chordata; Actinopteri; Perciformes; Serranidae. Bases 98 to 1636 code for a protein of 512 amino acids. Gene Ontology annotation, biological process: lipid homeostasis; triglyceride catabolic process; positive regulation of triglyceride catabolic process. The record is from RefSeq and is a predicted model, not a curated record. The transcript has 9 exons. Gene Ontology annotation, molecular function: triacylglycerol lipase activity. Gene Ontology annotation, cellular component: cytoplasm; lipid droplet; membrane.